This is a messenger RNA of Drosophila novamexicana, 1307 nucleotides long. Its product is annotated as protein shisa-5. The transcript has 4 exons. Bases 460 to 936 code for a protein of 158 amino acids. NCBI's taxonomy places the organism in Eukaryota, Metazoa, Arthropoda, Insecta, Diptera, Drosophilidae. The record is from RefSeq and is a predicted model, not a curated record.
AAGUUAAAGGCGAAUUCUGUGAAAUUUUCCUGUGGGGGGGUCUGACAUUUAUGACCUCUUCAAAUGUCAGUUACACCAGUUAUCCACACACACACACACACACUCAUACACACCCAUGCACACUCACAAUCACAAGAUGGUAUCUAAAAAUAUAUAUAUGCGCCUUUCGUUUUUGCAGCUUAAAAGCAUGCUACUAUUUAUAGAGAAUCGAGCAACAGGUCCUGGCGCUUAUCCUCGGUGCUAACAGCAACUGUUUUUGAUUUUCGCAUUUAUUUUCUAUUUAUCGCUUGCAUUGUUUCUUAUCAGCAGCUGGUUUUCUUUUUGCUUUACGCUUUUCUUUUUCCAUUUGCUUGGCUCAGCUUGGUCGAAGGCAUUGCGAUUGUUCGGCUGCAAAUCAUUUGCAUUUGUGAUUUCGUUGUGUGCUGAACGGAUAGAUAAUGAGAUUUGUCUAAGUGUAGAAUGGAUUGGCUGGCUUUUUUGCCAUUGACCGUGUUAAUACUCAUUGCCGGUUUCAUAGUCGCAACCAUUCAUUUUAUACGCUGUUGCUUUCUGGCCAAAAUGUAUGUUCAACUCUUUCGACAGGCCGCGCCCGUUGUGGUUACAUCGGCCACGCACACAGCGCCUGGCGGCUAUCCUGUUACACAGAUUCCGGCCACAACCUAUCAGCCUCAUGCCUAUGGAACAGCGUAUCCCGCCCAGAACACGGGCAAUGUGAGCGUACAGAUGCCGAUGCCCAUGCACAUGCCUGGAGCACAGCCACCGAUGCCUGGCAUGUCACCGCAUGUUGCCGCAUAUCCGCCCAUGCCGCAGCCGGGCGUUGCAGCGGCAAACAUGAAUCCACCAUCGUACGACAUGGCCAUGGCCAAUCCCGGGCCGAGUGUUAUGCCCGGCGGCUAUGAGAAGCAAAUGCCCUACAAUCCCAACUAUGCACAAUAAGCAGAGUCUGUCAGUUUUGUCUGGACAGUUGUUAUUUGUUUAUGAUUUCUUGUCGCGCGCAUUUCCGAGCUGUUUACAACUCACACAUAAAAUACACAAUUCGAUAUAUACAUACGCUUUAGAAUCGCUUUAAAUUAUUAGCUAUAUUGUAUUAGAUCAUUAUACACCAUUUGCCCUUGGGGCGUAAUUGGGGUGUCCGAAGCUACCAAAGUGAAGAGCCAUAUAUUUGUAUUCAUUGUAUUCAAAACACAACAACAAUUUCUUAAGUCAUUCACAACUGAAUGUGAUGUACAUGCAAUAAGUGCAACAUAAUUUUAAUUUAUAUAACUUUAUAUAGCUACCUUAAGAGAGAAAAAAAACUUACGAUACCG